UAACAACGCAUCAAUAACGAUAUCCUAACUCAUAAUUCCCAAUAAUAUCCAACUUUACUAUCCAAGUAAUAAAGACAAUGAAGUUGUUGUAACUACUAACUUUAGUAAACACAUAGUUGAUAUUAAUCUAUGUUAUAUAGUAAUCAAAUUAAAAUUACUAUUUACACAAUUUAUUUUACUAACUUCAAUUAACCUAACGUAACUAAUAAAUAGCUUAAUUAAAAAUGUUUAACAAAUUUAUUUAUGUGUAAUAAUUUUCAAUACGAUAAUUCAAUAUAAAAAAUUUUUAAAAAUAAUACUCACGUAUUUUUAACGGCAUUAAUAAUUAGAGUAAUAUGUCCAAAGAAGUAAUGAUUACUACUCCUACUACACCAGUUCAACAAGGCUUAUUUAGAAAACGAAGCAGCAGACCAGUGCACAUAAAAUCAUGGACCAUCAUGUUAAACAAAAACGGGUUUGUACGGUGUCAUCUUCAGCAUUGCCGUUACAUAGCUUAUUGCAUAGAUGACAUGAGAGAACAUUUCAAAACAUGUCGCGGAGAAGUAGCUGGAAAUUUUGUGUGCCCAACUUGUGGUGGUCAAACAACAUCGCAAGAAGCACUUGAUUAUCAUAAACAAAACAAUCAUAAAGAUUCUGAUAUAAUGUCAAUUAUUAUCAAACCCACGCUCACUGAACAACAAUUAACGUUGUGGACAACUGAUAUCAAGACUCGUGGAUAUACUCAGUGUUUCAUGCCCGAUUGUCAUUUCAUUAGUUAUAAAAUUUCUGAGCUUGAGCAACAUUAUGAAAAGUGUCUGGGUGAAGAUCCAGACACGUCGUCUAAGUUUUUAUGUCGUCAUUGUAAAGGUUAUACAUCGUCCCAACAAGCUCUACAAUUCCACCAAAACAAUCAUCAUAAAGAUUUACUGUUUCCUAUAAAACAGGAAAAUAAAGAUGAUUUUGAUGAAGAUAAUAAAAUUAAAUCUUACCCAAUGGGACAGUAUGGACAUCCAACAUCAAGUGCUACAAAUCCUGCUAGCAAAAUAGUAACAUAUUCUCAAUGGAAAAUGCAAGAAGACUUAGCUGACACGGAAUCUAUCUGUUCUGAGGUGAAUGUUAACAAUCCAACUGAUGCUCAAAUUAAAGAUUGGAUAAUAGAUUUAAAAAAUGGUUAUGUACAUUGCAAUCAUAAUUCUUGCAAAUACAUGUCAUUUGAUGUAGAUGAUAUGAAUGAUCAUUUUGCUACAUGUUUUGAACCAUAUCUAGACGAUGAAUUUGAAUGUUCUAUUUGUGGAGGUAAAACCACUUCAUCAAAUAAACUAAAAACACACCUUUUGCAUCAUCAUGAAGAAGGUUACAAACACUUAACAGAAGAGGAGUGUGGUUUUAAAUUGGUUGAAACUGAAGAUGGCUUAGAAUUGCAGUCUGAAAAUAAAGAGCCUAUAAAACGUAAAAUUGAUGAGGUUGAUGAAGAAUAUGAAGAGAAACAUUCUGUCAAACGAAAGUCAUAUGAUAUACCUUACAACCAUUUAACCAAAUGGCGUGAUGAACUAUUACGUAACAAAUUUAUAAGAUGUACUGCUGCAGAUUGUAGUUAUUUAGCUUUGGACAUGCUAGAAAUGAAACAACAUUCAGAUGAGCAUGUGGAUAGUGUUUACUGGUCCUUUAAGGAUCGCAAUUUAGAAGAUAGAGUAGCAAAUUACUGUGACGCAUGCAAUGGUCAUUUUAAAACUGUAAAACAUUUAGAUGGUCAUAAAUUAGUAUCACAUAAUAGUAGUGAUACAUCCAAUAUAGAUAGUUUGUUAAUAGAUGCCAAUGAAGAAAAUAUUGAAGACGAUGAAGAAAUUGAAGAAAUUUUUUAAGUAUUAAUAUUGAUCUAAGUUGAUAUUCUCACAUACCUACAUUAAAAUUGUAAAUACACUAUGCGUGUUCAAUUUUAUCUCGUAUCGGCCAACAGUUCAAUAUUAUACUAUUAUUGUACUAUAAAAAUAAUUUAUGUUCUUUCUUUUUUUUUGUCAUUUUUGUAGCUUCGUGAAAAAUUAAUUAAACCUGGUUUUGACAAUUAAUAUAAAUUGUUUUGUAUUAUUUUCUUAUAGCUUAGAUUAUCUAUUCAAUGUUGUUUUUUAAUUAUACCGUGUAUUAGGAAUACUGUUAGUUUCUUCUACCUUUCUUUUAGUACAUAAUU
Messenger RNA from Rhopalosiphum maidis (corn leaf aphid), 2164 nucleotides. RefSeq names its product zinc finger protein 512B-like. The transcript is spliced from 3 exons. The coding region runs from base 336 to 1841 and encodes 501 amino acids. Gene Ontology annotation, biological process: regulation of gene expression. The record is from RefSeq and is a predicted model, not a curated record. Lineage: Eukaryota; Metazoa; Arthropoda; Insecta; Hemiptera; Aphididae. Gene Ontology annotation, cellular component: nucleus.